Molecule: messenger RNA, 3718 nt
Organism: Pseudonaja textilis
Lineage: Eukaryota; Metazoa; Chordata; Lepidosauria; Squamata; Elapidae
Source: RefSeq, a predicted model, not a curated record
CUAGUGAUGCAGAGACGAAAUGGCUCUAGAGUUUGUAGGCUCUUUUUUCACGUUGCAAAACUUUCUUUGCCCUGUCUUUGGAAUCCCUAUUCCAUAUACCUCAACCGGCACAGCUGCUGGCAAGACGUUAAUGGGAGCUGCUGCAACUCCAAUUAUUGUAAAGGACAGCAGCUCUUUUGCCCUUCCCAUUACAUUCGAGGUGUUUUGGUGUCCGUCUAAACUUUAAAUCUGACAUUGUAAAAUUAGGUAUUUUUUUUUAAUUGGAGCCCGGAAUGCGUGCACCGCAUGGUGAUAUGCAUUAGUCUAUUUUCAUAUCUCUAUAACAUCACGAGUCCGGGCAUUUCUGGUCUUAAGGCGACCCCCUUCGUCCGGGAAGUGUGGCAGCUCUCGGGGCCGUUCCAGCCGCCAUCCUCUCUAUCAUCGCUCCGCCUAUUCGUCGGCCAUGAAUUCCGUUUUCGUUACCGUCGGCACCACCAGCUUCGACGACCUCAUUGUCGCCGUGACGACUCCCGAAGCGACCCAGGCUUUACAGGACCUCGGCUGUCGCAAGCUUGUCCUUCAGGUUGGCCGAGGCAAAGAGUGUCCAGAUUCAUUUAGCACAGCCACAUUUACUCUGGAAGUGUUCAGAUUCAAGAGCUCACUUUCUGAAGAUGUUAAAAAAGCAGAUCUGAUCAUAAGCCAUGCAGGAGCAGGCAGCUGUUUGGAAGUUUUGGAAGCUGGGAAACCUCUCUUGGUUGUGAUCAAUGACAAACUUAUGGACAACCAUCAGUUGGAAUUGGCCAGGCAGCUGCACAAAGAAGGACAUCUCUUUUACUGCACAAGCAGGACUCUUGUGGAGAUGCUUAAAUCAAUGGACUUGUCUACUCUGAAACCAUUUCUUCCUGGACAACCAGAAAAAUUUGCUGCAUUCUUGGACAGCGUGAUCAGCAGUUGUGCUCACCGCAGCCUCGCCUGCCUGCCUGCCUGCUUUUCCCCUACCUUGGCCAUGCAGAAGGGCUGGAAGAAGUACUUUGGCCAGAAGUCCCUCAGCGAGGUGACCAUGGAUGAGUACCUGGGUAGUCAGGGGCUCUACCGCAAGCUCACGGCCAAAGACGCCACUUGCCUCUUCCGGGCCAUUUCCGAGCAGGUUUAUGCUUGUCAGAUUCAUCACAUUGCAGUCAGAAAUGCUUGCGUUUCCUUCAUGAGGAAAAAUCAGAUAAAUUUUGAGUCUUAUGUGGAAGGCUCCUUUGAAAAAUACUUGCAACGACUUGGAAAUCCCAAGGAAAGUGCUGGACAACUUGAGAUCAGUGCCUUCUCAUUGAUCUAUAACCGAGACUUCAUUCUUUAUCGGCACCCUGGAAAACCUGCUUCUUACGCUACUGACAACGGCUUUGAGGAUAAGAUUCUACUGUGCUGUUCUAGCAAUGGUCAUUAUGAUUCUGUGUACACCAAACAAUUUCAAGCCAAUGCUGCAAUCUGCCAGGCUGUCCUUUAUGAAAUUCUAUAUAAGGAUGUCUUCAAAGUGGAUGAAGAAGAAUUGAAAACUGCCCUUGAGAUGUUUCGAAAUGGGGCUAAGAAAAACAGAAACAGUGCAUCUGUUGGCAGUGAAGAUGCAAAUUUUGAUUGCCUUCCUGACAGGGCAUCCAGAAAUGCUCCAGAAAAGAGAUUGGAAGACUGGGUCAGCUUUGAUUCGGCCCACCCAGCGGAGGAAAAAUGCAAGCAAGUCACAGAGGAAGGAAAGCCUCCUGAAAACCCAAGGAUGCCCUUUCCCUACAAAGUAUUGAAAGCUCUGGACCCUGAGAUCUAUCGGAAUAUAGAGUUUGAUGUUUGGCUGGAGAGCAGAAAAGAACUUCAAAAAACAGAUUACUUGGUGUUUGCUGGAAGACAGUACUAUUUAGGAGACAAAUGUCAGGUACGGCUAGAAACUGGGGGGAAAUAUUACAAUGCCCAUAUACAGGAUGUGGGACAGGAUAAUAUGGUGACCGUCUUCAUUGAAGAGCUGGCAGAGAAGCAUGUUGUUCCAUUGGUAAAUUUGAAGCCUGUGACUCAAGUCACUCCACUUCCUACCUGGAAUGUGAUGUCCAGCAGAAAAGGAGGAAGUUAUCAGAAGAUACCAGGUGGGUACACCCCAAAAAUAAUCCUUUCUUACAUGGAUAUGAAAGCACGGAAGAAACUGUUCAAGAAAGUGCAUGGAAAGGAAAUCUACAUGACUGUAGCUUACAGCAAAGGCCACCCUAUCCUGCCACCUCGGCUGCAGCAGAGCAUCACAUCAGAUCGCUCAUCUUUGGUCCACUGCUCCCCAAAUGGACAUAUAAAUCCAUAUGAUCAUUACCAUUUUCAGAAUUCACCGAGAACCGGCCGGGGAUACGGAGUGUCGAGGGGAUCUGCCCGAUUUAUAAACAGGAACAACAUCACUGGGCCAGAAAUAGCAUUUUAUCCUAGUCCAGGAAAGAGAUGUUAUCAGAGCUAUGAUAACUUCUCAUAUAGAUCACGUUCAUACAGCCGUAGUCACAGCCAGAUGCAAUGUGUAAAUAAAGAGUCCCAGUAUGGAUUUUCACCUGAGAAUGGGGCGGAACCUCAAGGUGUAGAAGAAACCAUGGCUUUCUAUGAGAUUGAAGAAGGGGAUGAUGCCAAUUUUCCAGCUUUACCUAAUCGAGGUAACUCAGCUCCGAUAGUUCCUGCUCCUGCAGGAUUCUGGGUGACAAAAAGGACUUCAAACUCCAUCCCCCCAAACAAGCCAGGGCUGAAUAAUUCUGAAGAAGAAGUAGAGGAACCAACUGAUACUGUGCACUUACCCUCUGCUUUUCAAGGAGAAUACCAUGAAGAUUAUCUGUAUACUCCUCCAGAUCCAGAGUGCAAAACAACCACAGUAUUUAAUGCAGCUGAAUCUACUGCAAAUUUGUCUUUGCAGGAUGCAGGAGCAAAUUGUGUCUCUUCUCAGGAAGCAGCUACCUCCUACAGUUACUCUCAGAAGCUCAUGGUAAAUUCUGCCAUUAUAUCCAGCUCUUCCUGUGUGAAUACAGCUCCAGCCACCAUUUUUUCCUCCAGCUGCAGUGCUUCAACUCAAGUCACUAUCACUGCAUCUGCUCCCCAGAAUGCUGUGCCACCGAUCUUAGUAACCUCUUCUCUAGGAAGGCCAGUUGUGUCAGUGUAUCAGUCACCUCCCCUUCCUCCUGCCAGUGAUGUGGGGGGAAAUGGCAAUGUUACACCCCCUUAUUCUUGUGAUCCGAGUGGAAGUGACCUGCCUAGAGAUCCAAAGGUUUUGCAGUAUUAUUUUAAUUUGGGCUUGCAGUAUUACCACCAGACCUACUGGAACCCCGUGAUGUAUGUACAGCAAUCACCGUCACCACCACCUCAUGUGGAAACCUACCAGACCUAUUCAGAGCAAGUCUCUGUGGUUGAUUCAUCAGCACCUCUGCCUUACAAUGAAAGUCAGCCUUAUCUAAUUGUGGGAUUCAUCUGCUGUGCCUUAGCCAUCCCAGAAUCCUCUUCACCUUCUGGAACUGUCUAUUACCCUGUGGUAACAGACACAUACACCCCGUCUCCUGUGCCAGGAUAUGAGUCUUGUGUCUCAUUUGUGCCUGCAUACCACUGCAUCAGUUCUUGGUAUCCAGUCAAUGCAUCCUAUGGGAACUCAGCUCGAAUCCAUAACAAUAUCAAUCCCAGCCAUUUCCACCAGGUUAACUACGUCACCUCAUCCACCUCACCGCAACCACAUUGUAUAGCUCAAAGCAUGUAG